AUGUCCGCAGACGAAUUGAAAGCCCAAGGAAACGCAGCGUUUAGCGCAAAAGACUUCACGAAAGCUGUAGACCUCUUCACGCAAGCCAUCGCUCAAGACGCCAACAAUCACGUCCUCUACUCAAACAGGUCGGCUUCUUACGCAGGUCUUAAGCAAUACCAGAAGGCGCUAGACGAUGCCAGCACCACAAUAAGCAAGAAGUCUGAUUGGCCAAAAGGUUACGCUAGAAAGGGCGCUGCGCUGCAUGGAUUGCAGCAGUACAUGGAAUCAGUUGAGGCUUAUGAGCAGGGUUUGAAAGCAGCUCCGACAGAUUCUGGCUUGCAGAAGGGUUUGGCUGACGUCAAGGCUGCUGCUCAAUCCGACGACGACGGUCCAGGCAGAAUCGCUGAAAUGUUUAAAGAUCCUAACCUCAUUGGAAAAUUGGCACAAAACCCUAAAGUUGCCCCAAUGCUCGCUGAUCCUGCGUUCAUUGCUAAACUCAAGGCUAUCCAAUCGGGUGGUCAACCUUCACCAGACAUAUUCCAAGAUCCACGCAUGAUACAGGUUAUGGGCGCUUUGAUGGGUGUCGAUUUACAAGCAUUUGAACGUCCAGAGGGUAGUGAUCAACUUCCUGAAAACCUCCAGAAGGCAGACCCACCUAAGCCAGCAGCAGCCCCAGCUCCUUCUCCCUCACCCGCACCAGAGGCAAAGAUGCAAGAAGCAACUCAACCAGCUGAGUCUUCUACUUCUGACGAAAAGAAGGAGGCUCUCAAAGCCAAACAACAAGGUAAUGAGCUCUACAAAGCCCGCAAGUUCGAUGAAGCCAUUCAAGCAUACGAGAAGGCUUGGGAACUCGACAACUCGGACAUCUCAUACCUCACUAACCUUUCAGCUGUUUUCUUCGAGAAGGGAGAUCUUGAAAAGUGCCUAGAAGUUUGUGAAAAGGCUGUGGAAGAGGGUAGAUCGAUGCGAGCUGACUACAAGCUCGUCGCGAAGGCUCUCGGUCGUAUCGGUAGUGUGUACUACAAGAAGAAGGAUCUUGACGCGGCUGUGAACUACUUUAAUAAGUCGCUCACAGAACAUCGCUCAGCUGAUGUGCUCAACAAGCUCAGAGCCACUGAGAAGGAGAAGAAGGAUGCCGAAGUGGAGGCAUACAUCAACCCAGAAUUAUCAGAAAAGUCGCGCGACGAAGGGAACGUAGCUUUCAAGCGUGGAGAUUUUGCAGAGUCCGUCAAACUCUACUCCGAGGCAAUAAAGAGACUGCCAGACAACGCGCGUGCAUACACAAACAGAGCAACUGCGUACAACAAAUUAGCUGCCCUUCCUGAAGCCCUCAAGGAUGCCAACAAAGCUAUAGACAUCGACCCAUCGUUCGUCAGAGCGCAUAUUCGCAAAGCUAUGGUGUUGUUCGGCAUGAGAGACUACACGCAAGCAGCAGCAGCGCUCGACAAGGCCACUGCAAAUGAUAAGGAGGGAUCAAACGGCAAAGAGAUCAGAGAUUGGUCAGCCAAGAUAAACUCAGCACUGUAUAGCCAGCGUAGUGAGGAGUCAGAUGAACAGACACUCGAGCGAGCAAUGAGGGAUCCAGAAGUGGCUGCUAUCAUGGGUGACCCAGUUAUGCAGUCUAUUUUGCAACAGUCACAAACUGAUCCAGCUGUGCUGCAACACCAUAUGAAGUCAUCGUCUGCUAUUCAAGAAAAGGUGAUGAAGUUGAUCAACGCUGGUAUUAUAAAGACACGUUAA
This is a messenger RNA of Wallemia ichthyophaga EXF-994, 1722 nucleotides long. RefSeq names its product Heat shock protein STI1. The record is from RefSeq and is a predicted model, not a curated record. Lineage: Eukaryota; Fungi; Basidiomycota; Wallemiomycetes; Wallemiales; Wallemiaceae. Gene Ontology annotation, molecular function: Hsp90 protein binding. The transcript has 2 exons. The coding region runs from base 1 to 1722 and encodes 573 amino acids.